AUUGCAAAAUAACUAUUGCAAAAUAACUAUUGCAAAAUAAUCGCCAUGUCUCUCUCCAACAAGUUAUCCAUCACUGACGUGUCCGUCAAGGACAAGAAGGUCCUGAUCAGAGUCGACUUCAACGUCCCUCUCGACUCCAAGAAGAACGUCACCAACACACAGCGUAUCGCCGGUGCCAUCCCAACCAUCAAGUAUGCCAUCGACAACGGCGCCAAGACUGUUGUCUUGAUGUCCCACUUGGGCCGCCCAGAUGGCAAGGUCAACGACGAGUUCUCGCUCAAGCCUGUCGUUCCAGAGCUCGAGAAGCUUCUCGGCUGCAGCGUCACCUUCGCUCCUGACUGCGUCGGACCAAAGGUCGAGGAGAUUGUCAACAACGCCAAGAACGGCGAGGUCGUUCUCUUGGAGAACUUGCGCUUCCACGCUGAGGAGGAGGGAAGCAGCAAGGAUGCUGACGGAAAGAAGGUCAAGGCUUCGAAGGAGAGCGUUGACAAGUUCCGCGAGGAUCUUACCAAGCUUGCGGAUGUCUUCAUCAACGACGCUUUCGGAACCGCCCACCGCGCCCACAGCUCCAUGGUCGGUGUAAACACCCCGCAGAAGGCCUCCGGCUUCCUCAUGAAGAAGGAGCUCGAGUACUUCGCCAAGGCCAUUGAGAGCCCUGAGCGCCCAUUCCUCGCCAUCCUCGGAGGUGCCAAGGUCAGCGACAAGAUCCAGCUGAUCGACAACCUUCUCGGCAAGGUCGACUCGCUCAUCAUCUGCGGUGGCAUGUCUUUCACCUUCAAGAAGACCCUCGAGGGCGUCAAGAUCGGCAACAGCUUGUUCGAUGAGGCUGGCAGCAAGAUCGUCGGCGACCUGGUCGAGAAGGCCAAGAAGAACAACGUCAAGCUUGUCCUGCCAGUUGACUACAUCACCGGCGACAAGUUCGCCCCUGAUGCGACGACCGGCACCGCCACCGAUGAGUCCGGCAUUCCUGACGGAUGGAUGGGACUCGACUGCGGACCCAAGUCCAUUGAGCUCAUCAACCAGACCAUCAACGAGGCCAAGACCGUCCUCUGGAACGGCCCACCAGGUGUCUUCGAGUUCGAGGCCUUCGCCAACGGCACCAAGAAGAUCCUGGACUGCGCUGUCGCCGCCGCACAAAACGGAAAGACCGUCAUCAUCGGAGGUGGUGACACCGCGACCGUUGCGGCCAAGUACGGUGUUGAGGACAAGCUGAGCCACGUCUCUACCGGUGGCGGUGCCAGCUUGGAGCUGUUGGAGGGCAAGGAGCUCCCCGGUGUCUCUGCCCUGUCGAGUAAGUAGAUUUAGAAAAGUGCUGGCACAUAUAGCAAUUUAGAGCAGCUCUGAUGUUGCUAGAUCUAUCUCUAAAAUCGAAACUGCGUCUGUGAGCUUGGAAUGUGAUAGCAUAAAAUGGCAUAGCAUUUGUACAUGUGUUUCAAAGUCACAAAUGAUCUGAUGGUCCUGAUAGCUUGUGUGAGGCGUUUGUAUUAUUUGCGCAAACAGCUGCCUUCUAUGCUAUGCAUUGCAUUGGUGAUUGGCCUUCCUGACUCCGAA
Messenger RNA from Pseudogymnoascus verrucosus, 1551 nucleotides. It is a transcript of the gene PGK1, whose product is annotated as phosphoglycerate kinase. Bases 46 to 1299 code for a protein of 417 amino acids. Gene Ontology annotation, biological process: glycolytic process; gluconeogenesis. The transcript is spliced from 3 exons. Gene Ontology annotation, molecular function: ATP binding; ADP binding; phosphoglycerate kinase activity. NCBI's taxonomy places the organism in Eukaryota, Fungi, Ascomycota, Leotiomycetes, Thelebolales, Thelebolaceae. Gene Ontology annotation, cellular component: cytosol. The record is from RefSeq and is a predicted model, not a curated record.